This is a messenger RNA of Tetrahymena thermophila SB210, 897 nucleotides long. RefSeq lists its product as hypothetical. The transcript has a single exon. NCBI's taxonomy places the organism in Eukaryota, Ciliophora, Oligohymenophorea, Hymenostomatida, Tetrahymenidae. The record is from RefSeq and is a predicted model, not a curated record.
AUGUAAUAAAAUAAUCAUUUACAAAGGGAGUACUAAGAUUAAGAUAAUUUUUAACAAUUAUCAGAAAAUGAUGAAAACGAGCAAUUGGAAGAAGAAUAUUUUUCCUAAGACGAUGAAUUUAAUGAGGAUGAUUAGCAGUAGCAGUAUAUGUAAAGGAAGGAAGUAGAAUUGAAGAGAAGAUAUAAUUUGUAUGAUAUUUUGAAGCAGUAUAGAGAAGAAGGCGAGCAUUAGCCAGUUUCACGUUUAUUUUAUGCAGCAUAUUACAAUGAAGCAGCUCUUCAAUAGCAAAAUAUUGAAUUAGACUCAUACAUGCAAACAAAAAUUAACCAAAUAUAAGAUAAUCUCAAAGAGUAAUUUUAAGGCUACUUUUUGAUCAAAGGUUCAUUCUCCAUUCACCUUUUAGAAGCUGAAUCUAAUGCUCUAAAUGAAUUUGUUAAAGAAUUGCACAGCGACUAUCAUAAAGAAAAGUCUAUUUAUUAAAACAUCAAUAUCAUCGCUUUCACUGAAGAGAAUUCAAACAGAUUCUACAAUAAAUGGUACUGUGAUAAUAUUUACUAAGCAGGGCCUACUCUCUCAUAAGAAAUAGAUAAAUCUGAAAAGCAGGUGCAAGAUAGAAGUUGGGAAAUAUUUAAUCAAGUUUGUUAAGCGGGUUCUAAGUACUCAUAAAAAGGAUCAAAAAAAUAAUAAAAACUUGCAACUGAAAUAAAUAUUUCGACUGACGAUAUGUCUAUUUUGAUGUCUAAAUUUUUCACUCAUAUAGAUGACUAUUACAACCUGUAUCUUAGCGAUAUAGAAAUCCAAUUAGAUACUGAAUUGCAAUAUCCUUAUCAACCAUCUCUUAUUAGUAUAUUAGAAUUCUCUACUUUAGGCAAGUUAGGCAAGCUAGAUGCAUAUUGA